This is a messenger RNA of Oryza sativa Japonica Group (Japanese rice), 405 nucleotides long. RefSeq lists its product as uncharacterized. Gene Ontology annotation, cellular component: delta DNA polymerase complex. Lineage: Eukaryota; Viridiplantae; Streptophyta; Magnoliopsida; Poales; Poaceae. The record is from RefSeq and is a predicted model, not a curated record. Gene Ontology annotation, biological process: DNA-templated DNA replication; DNA synthesis involved in DNA repair. Gene Ontology annotation, molecular function: DNA-directed DNA polymerase activity.
AUGGCCGGCGGCGGCGUGAAGGGCUUCUACCGGCAGAAGAAGAAAGGCGGCGUCGCCAAGAAACCAAUAUCCAGAAAGAAAUUACCGCCACAGAACUGCUCCGAAUCCCAAGAUUGCGGUGAUCAUGAUCUUGGCGACGAGGUGGAGGAGCAGCUGCAGCAGUUCGACAUGGACAUGACGUACGGCCCGUGCAUCGGCAUGACGCGCCUCCGACGGUGGGAGCGCGCCGCCGCCAUGGGCCUGCGACCGCCGCCCCGUCUCCGGGACCUACUCCUGCCACCUCCGGCGCCUCAUCCUCUGCCAUCGUCUUCUUCGUCUCCGGCCAAGAUUCUCACCGGCAGCAGCGGCGGCGGCGGUAGCACCUCCGUGCAGGGCGAGUGCCUCUGGGAAGGCAAAGUGAGCUAG